AUGCAAACUCAAAAAGGUGAAUCUAAAGACUUAUCCAAGGUUGAUUCGUUAAAAUUAGAAAAUAUUAGAUUUAUGACUAGAAUCGCAGAAUUAGAGCAAAUAGUAAAAGAAAAAAAUAUGCUUGAGACUGAGCUAAAACAGAUUAUAAAAGAAAAUACCAAGAAAGCAAAGUUAAGAGAUGCUAAGCUCAAUGCAAGAAUCAUAGAACUAGAACAGUCAGCAAAAGAAAAUAAAGACUCAAAAGAUGUAUCAAAUAUAAAGACAAGUAUAUCUACUAAAUUAUCCUAUACUUCUAAUUCAGAAAAUAUGAUAAGUGAGAAUAACAAAUCUUUACCAGAGACUAAGGUAAAUACUCAAUUUAAUCUAAUACCUAAUAACUGCACCUCAGAAAUUCUUAUCAGAAAUGAAGCAGAUAUAGAUUCUAUUAUUCUUCUAUUGUAA
This is a messenger RNA of Scutellospora calospora, 441 nucleotides long. The record is from the annotation of a GenBank genome assembly. Lineage: Eukaryota; Fungi; Glomeromycota; Glomeromycetes; Diversisporales; Gigasporaceae.